UCACCCCAGCUAGCUCUUCACAAUCUACCAAACAAAGUAGUGUUUAUCGUAAUCAACACAAACAGCAGCUAUAGCCAUGGCUUCCUCUGCUCUCACAGCUGUUUCCCCACUGAUCUCGUCCUUGACAGCCUUCAAGAGCAAUGCCAGUACUGCUGCUGCUAAUCCUACCACCCUUCUUCUGCCCAACUGUCCCUCCCAAGCUAGCUCCAUGAAGUGUCGUUCCAUCUCCGCCAAAGCUCCUGCCAGAGCAACUGCUUCAUGCAAAUCCUUCGGUAGCACUCUGGCGGGGGACUCGGGUAUCCUAGGCCUCCCACUAUUCGGCAAAAUUGGCCAUGUGACCUCCUCAACUGGAGGGGACGCUGGCAUGAUGUUCGUGUUUGGAAAAACUGGCCAUGUGACCUCCUCAACUGGAGGGGACGCUGGCAUGAUGUUCGUGUUUGGAAAGACUGGCCACGUGACCUCCUCAACUGGAGGGGACGCUGGCAUGAUGUCCGUAUUUGGAAAAACUGGUCAUACCUCCUCCACUGGUGGGGACACUGGCGUGUUUAACCCACUCUUCUUUGGCAAAGUCUCGACCGGCGGGGACUCCGGUGUCUUCGGCGGAUUCGGUAAAGCCUCGACCGGCGGGGACUCUGGUGUCUUCGGCGGAUUCGGCAAAGCCUCGAUUGGUGGGGACUCUGGUGUCUUCGGUGGAUUCGGCAAAGCCUCGACCGGCGGGGAUUCUGGUGUCUUCGGCGGAUUUGGCAAAGCCUCGACCGGCGGGGAUUCUGGUGUCUUCGGCGGAUUCGGCAAAGCCUCUACCGGCGGGGACUCUGGUGUUAUUGGUGGAUUUGGCAAAGCCUCUACCGGCGGGGACUCUGGUGUCUUCGGCGGAUUCGGUAAAGCCUCGACCGGCGGGGACUCUGGUGUCUUCGGCGGAUUCGGCAAAGCCUCCACCGGCGGGGACUCUGGUGUCAUUGGCGGAUUUGGCAAAGCCUCCAUCGACGGGGACUCUGGUGUCAUUGGCGGAUUUGGCAAAGCCUCGACCGGCGGGGACUCUGGCGUCUUCGGCGGAUUCGGUAAAGCCACGAUCGGCGGUGACUCUGGUGUCUUCGGCGGAUUCGGCAAAGCCUCCACCGGCGUGGACUCUGGUGUCAUUGGCGGAUUUGGCAAAGCCUCCACCGACGGGGACUCUGGUGUCAUUGGCGGAUUUGGCAAAGCCUCGACCGGCGGGGAUUCUGGUGUCUUCGGCGGAUUCGGUAAAGCCUCGACCGGCGGGGACUCUGGUGUCUUCGGCGGAUUCGGCAAAGCCUCCACCGGCGGGGACUCUGGUGUCAUUGGCGGAUUGGGCAAAGCCUCCACCGACGGGGAUUCAGGUGUCAUUGGCGGAUUUGGCAAAGCCUCGACCGGCGGGGACUCUGGUGUCAUUGGCGGAUUCGGUAAAGCCUCGACCGGCGGGGACUCUGGUGUCUUCGGCGGAUUCGGCAAAGCCUCCACCGGCGGGGACUCUGGUGUCAUUGGCGGAUUUGGCAAAGCCUCGACCGACGGGGACUCUGGUGUCAUUGGCGGAUUUGGCAAAGCCUCGACCGGCGGGGACUCUGGUGUCUUCGGCGGAUUCGGCAAAGCCUCCACCGGCGGGGACUCUGGUGUCAUUGGCGGAUUUGGCAAAGUCUCGACCGGUGUUGACUCUGGUGUCAUUGGCGGAUUUGGCAAAGUCUCGACCGGUGUUGACUCUGGUGUCUUCGGCGGAUUUGGCAAAGUCUCGACCGGCGGAGACUCUGGCGUCAUUGGCGGAUUCGGCAAAGCCUCGACCGGCGGGGACUCUGGUGUCAUCGGCGGAUUUGGCAAAGCUGAUGCGGCCUCCUCGACCCGUGGAGACUCUGGCGUCUUCGGCGGAUUCGGCAAAGCUGGCCAUCAGUAGCUCCCUCCUGUCCUUUAAUUUUCAGUCGAGCUUCUGUUGUUCGUAGUUAUAUGUCCAACCGAUCUAAGGCCUAUGCAUUAUAUGCGAUAAUGGCCGGUUUCGUUUAUGUUGUAAUAUGUAUCGUUCGUCGUGGAAAUUAAGUUCAGUUCCCAGAGAGUACUCGUCGUCGUAGCAAUGAUCAAGACCGGCAAACGUAGCCAGUAAUAUUAGGUAUGCAAAAGGGCAUAAAAUAAGCUCCUUGAGGUUCGAUGGUGCACAAUUUAUACCUCAAUAUUUCAUGUUCAAACCUAUUCACCGAGGUUACUAAAGUUAGUAUUCAAAGAAAGGAAAGAGAUGUUUAAACCGUUGAAUAAUGGGUUAAUGACUAAUAUGAUCACUCUUCACCCCCGGCCCCCUUUAGGGUUAAAUGUAAAAAAGUUUUAAACAAAUUGUGAUGAUAUUGUAGUGAGCGGCGUAUUCAGGAUAGAGUAGAAUACUUGGUCAUAUAUGAAAAAUGACAGAAAGGGUUGGGCCAUAACAUGACGAACACUUACAUGAAUACUAAAAAUCGAACAUUUACAAGUGCUAUAUUAGCUCUUGAUCCACAGGAGGGAUGGACCGAGGCUCGGGUGCCCCCUGGAUCCAUCGCUGAUUGUAGUAUAACGAUAACUUAAAAAAAAGGAAAAGACAUAAAUUUAGGAAUUCAAAUAUAACGGGUAACCCUUUAUAGUUAUGGCAUGAAUAAGAAAUUGAAGGUGUUUUCCGGCGAGGAAAAACUGGUGUUUGAACACAAUGAAUGCACCUUUACUUCUCGAACAACGAUUCAUCACAAGGUUCACUCCUCUCCGAACAAUGUUCGAACGAGGGUGUUUGAUGUUUUUGAUGGUUUUUGGGAACAAUCUAAGUUACUCUACUCCUAUGGAGGUUCAGUGAGAGCUCCGAAAAACUAAAAGCUGAUUUGCAUAGACAAGAUAAAUUUUGACAUUGUGUGUCAAAUGUUUGGUUGUGGAACUCUUGCUUCUUUGUUUCUUUUAUUUAUAGCCACUAGGAGUAACUGCCUUGGUAACUGCUAGCCGGCUUGUUGCUCCAACCGCCUUAGGGACCCCUUUUCGUUGCUCUUGGUUGCCAAUUGGUAACCGUUGUCUUGGCUUCACCUCCAUUGUCUUGGAGUUCCUAGACCCGUUUUAUUGACUGGUUGGUAUCCCUCGCCUUGGAGGCCCUUGUCCCGUAUUGGGGUUGGUGGGUACUUGAUGGCCUCGAUGUCGGGUCGGGUUGGUGUUGAGCCUUGUCUCCCUGUCAUAACUGGAUGGGUUUGAGGCUCUUUCUUUAGCCUCCAUGAACCAUGAUGAGGUCUUGAUCUCACCCUCGGCUGCUUGAUGACUCCCCACUCUUGUCGUCUUGAGACCGCUACCACCUCAAUGACACCAAACCCUCCUCAUGAACUUGUUGGUUUUUACCAAGCCGUCUCAUCGGCUUAAUACCUUCUGGCAUGCCACCAAGCCAAUGUAAUCAACUCGACACCCCUUGCUACCAAGCCAGCCCUGGUGGCUUGGUCUCCAUACUUAGUUUUUGUAGCCUCGUCAAGCUGGUAAGUUGCACCUUGCCGGUUUGGUACCCCGUGAAGGUGCUACCAAGCCCGUCUUUGGAAUUUGUCUCCAUAUGGCCUCAUAAGGGCUGAGCUCGGCAUCCUGGUCGAUCCAUCCAUAGUUGGGUGGCCACCUCAGCUAGUCACCAUGCCUUAGUUAAAUUUCUUGUCUUGUUGGCUUGAUACCCUGAUGUCUGGCUAUCAAGUCCGUCUUGUUGGCUUGAUAUCCAGACUUAGUUUCUGUAUGACUCUCUUAGUUGGUACUUGGCUUGGCCCCCUGUUGCCUAGCCACCAAGUCAGUCUUCGGCUUGAUAACCCCUUGGAGUCAUGGUACCCUGUCACCUUGCUUGGCUGCCAAGCCUGUCAUGCCGGCUUGGUACCUUGUAGGGGUGGGUCUUGGUACCGAGGUCGCCUUGCCCGCCUGGUACCCCCUUAGCUCUAUACUUAGCCAAUUUUUAUAUCUUUAAGGUAGGCUUGAUACCCCUUUUGCUUCAUACUUAGCCAAAUUAUAUGUCAAAGUACCAAGCCCUGCUUUGCCGGCUUGAUACCCCGUCGUUGACAUCCGGUCAUUUGGCACCCUGCUAUGUCAUAGCUUUUGGAUGGCCUCCUAUUUGGUAUCCGGCUUGGUACCCGGUCGUUUGGCACCUCGUUGUGUCGCCUUGUUUCCAAGACUUAGUUUUUGUAGGCCAAAUUUCAUACUAAGGGGUGGAGGCAUCGUCCGGCUAUGGGGGCCUCGGAGACGGGUCGGCCAUCGUAUAGAGGAGAAGGGGGUUGGCCACUUAGGCCCAAAAAUCUAACCCAACUAGGCCCAGCUGACUCUUUUAAUCAUUAAUGUUGAGCUGGCCUUAUAAAUCCAUUAAUCCCCUUGUAAUUAAUCGAUGUGGUACAAACUGAUUUUUUUUAUGGGUAAACAGAAGGAUUACGUUUGAAAUUGUUCGUUUGGAAAUUUCUUGAAAAGAACAUUCUCAAAACAACCCAGUACGUUUUUAAAAAAAUUACUACGCUUCUGACAAAUAUAAUUCUUGACUUUCUACCGGUGUAGGAUAGCGUGUAUAAUUCCUUGUUAUGCAUGAUACAUAAUCAGAUAUGACUCAUUGGUUUUUAGUGGCCAAAUCUAAGGAUUGAAAUUAAAAAAAAAAAUUCUUCUUAUUUAAUUGGCUUAUGUCUUUUUUGUUUUAGUUUGGAUUUUAGUGUGAAUAAAUAAAACGAGUUCGUUUUGAUCUACAAAAUAAUAUUCAUGUUCAAUCAGUGGCAGAUCCAGGGGGUGACCACCCCGGGCCACGGCCCAGCCCUCCUCUGGAUCCGGAACUAGUAUAACCCUUAUGAGUUUAUCGAUUUAACCAUUUGGCCCAGUGUUAUUUUAUAAUAAAAUUUCUGUAAUUAG
Linum trigynum is the source of this 4848-nucleotide messenger RNA. The record is from the annotation of a GenBank genome assembly. Lineage: Eukaryota; Viridiplantae; Streptophyta; Magnoliopsida; Malpighiales; Linaceae.